AUGAUUAUUAUAAUAUUCAUGAAAAAAGAAGACCAGAUAAUACUAAUUUAUCAGGAGUAGCUCAUUUAGCAACAAUAAAUAUUGAUGCAUCAAUUAUUUGUAAGCAACUUAUUAAUAAGUAUCAAGGGCUUUUUGAUAUUUCUUAUACACAACAUAAAAUUCAAUGGGCUAGUACAAAGCAAUCUGAAAGUUUUAAAUUUGAUCGUAUUGAUCAACUUACUGAACAGCUUCUUCAUUCUAUGCAAGAUUAUUUAGAAAUUUUAAAUAUAAUACUUAAAUAUAAUGAAACAACAAAUCAUUUAAAUAAUUAUAUUGUUCCAGUAAUUGCAGAUUGGCCAGGACAAUUAUUUAUUAGAAGAGCUAUUACUCAAUUGUAUAAAAAUAAUUCAAAAUCACAAAUUUUAUCUGAAGUAAUUUCAUUUGUUUCUAUUCUUGCACCAUUACAUGUUAGUCUUAAUAGCAGAGAGCAAGUUAUAAAAAUUUAUUAUAGCUUCUUUAAAAAAUUAUUUCAUAUUAAUUUUAAUGAUUAUUGGAUUAAAAAUAUUCAUAACAGAAUUAGAGCAUCAACAACAUGCAAAGAUAAUGCAAAUGAUAUUCAAAAACAAGCAUAUUUAUUAGAAGCAUUUACAAAUACUAAAUAUUAUCUAUAUUCAUCAUCUGAAUUAGAUUUUUUAACUAACAAAAUAUGUUUAUUUUUACUUCAACAAUUUCAAGUAGUUUUUGAAGAAUAUCAAAAAAAAUUAAAAGCUAAUGCUACAUUAUCUAUAACAAAACCAAAACCAAAAUCAAAAAAAGAUAAAAAAGAUUCAAAUAUUGAAUUUAUUACUAUAGAUCAUAUAGAUGAAAAAGUACUACCAGCAGGAUAUCAUACUACAUAUCUACCUAUUUUUAAUAGCUGUAAUUAUUGCUAUAAAUCAUUUGAGCAAGAUUCUGAUAGAACAAUUUUGAUAUAUGGUCAUGAAUAUCAUUAG
Messenger RNA from Racocetra persica, 971 nucleotides. NCBI's taxonomy places the organism in Eukaryota, Fungi, Glomeromycota, Glomeromycetes, Diversisporales, Gigasporaceae. The record is from the annotation of a GenBank genome assembly.